AGCAUAGUAUUUUUUCUACAUGCCUGCCGAAUCAAAGCAAACUGCGGAGGUCUCGUUCGUGAACAAGUAUCCCAUUCUGGUGGAUUGGGCCGCUGGUGGUACGGCUGCUGGUAUUUCUAAGACCCUUGUUGCCCCCAUAGAGCGUGUAAAGAUGCUUCUCCAGACUCAGGACUCCAAUCCCGACAUUCAGUCGGGUAAGGUUGCUCGCUACACCGGUAUUGCCAACUGCUUCAGCCGAGUUGCCAGCGAGCAGGGCUUCUGGACGCUCUGGCGCGGUAACAUGGCCAACGUUAUCCGUUACUUCCCCACACAAGCCUUCAACUUCGCCUUUAAGGAUACCUUCAAGCGGAUGUUCCCCAAGUACGACCCCAAGACGGAGUUUUGGUCCUUCUUCGCAGCUAAUGUCGCUUCGGGUGGCAUGGCUGGUGCGGCCUCUUUGUGCAUCGUUUACCCCCUGGACUUCGCUCGUACUCGUCUCGCCGCUGACGUGGGUAAGGGCGCCGAUAGAGAGUUCACCGGCCUCUGGAACUGCCUCUCGAGAACUGCUACCCGCACUGGCUUUGGUUCGCUCUAUCAAGGAUUCGGUGUGUCGGUACAGGGGAUCAUCGUCUACCGUGGUGCCUACUUCGGGUUGUACGACUCAGUGAAAAGCGUCAUUUUUGCUGAUGAGAAGAAUGCUAAUAUCAUCCUCAAGUUCAUAGUUGCCCAGACUGUCACCGCGGCCUCUGGUGUCAUCUCCUAUCCCUUUGACACAGUCCGUAGACGAAUGAUGAUGAUGGCUGGUCGUAAGGGCGGUGAUGCUAUUCAGUACACCGGCACCCUCGACUGCUGGAGUAAGGUCUACCAACAGGAGGGUGUGAAUGGCUUCUUCAAGGGCGCUUUCUCCAACGUGCUCCGCGGUGCUGGUGCCGCACUGGUACUUGUGCUGUAUGAUGAAGUGAAAAAGAUUAUUUACGGUUAGUCCAUUUUUCCAAAUGAUGGGUGUCAAUUAUUCAUUAGCUCUUCUUUUCGAAGAUAAUUAUAGGGUGUCGUUCAUAUAUGAGCUUACCGCCCUGCGCAGAUGUUGAAACGUGACAACAUUUCAUA
Messenger RNA from Perkinsus marinus ATCC 50983, 1086 nucleotides. Its product is annotated as ADP/ATP carrier, putative. The transcript has a single exon. Gene Ontology annotation, molecular function: ATP:ADP antiporter activity. Gene Ontology annotation, cellular component: mitochondrial inner membrane. The record is from RefSeq and is a predicted model, not a curated record. The coding region runs from base 20 to 961 and encodes 313 amino acids. Gene Ontology annotation, biological process: mitochondrial ADP transmembrane transport; mitochondrial ATP transmembrane transport. Lineage: Eukaryota; Perkinsozoa; Perkinsida; Perkinsidae.